AUGAAAGUUGGCAUCGUGAACGCAGGCAAUAUUGGAUUGCGUCUGGCUUUUGCCUGGAUACGCCUUGGCCAUGAUGUCAUGCUCAGCAAAGACACACAUCCAGAACGGCUUCGAGCGCGCGUUAGAGAAUUAGCCUCAGAGAAGGGCAUCGGAGAGAAUGAGAUAGCCCGGUUUCACUACGGCUCAAUGACGGAUGCUGCGAAAUUCGGCGAAAUUGUCAUUCUGUCGGCAUACUUCCCACGCUUGGCUCAUAUUCUCAAAGAGCUCCAGAAUGACGGCAUUACGCUUUCGGGUAAACUGGUGAUUGAUACAAUGAAUCCGCUAAAUGUGGAUGCCAACUUCAAUCAUUACCAUGACCUCAAGUACAUGGAAACAACCUCCAUCACGCAAGAGGUUCAGAGAGCCUUUCCAGAGGCAAUACUUUUCAAAGCCUUCAAUUCUAUACCAGCAUCACUCUUGGAAGUCCAGAAAUGGGCAUCUGGUCGUGUGCCACCUAUAAUCUUCAUUGGUGGAAAUGCAUCUUCUAUCGGCACAGUUCGAAAGCUUAUUGAAGAGGCCGGAUUCAAGCCACAGUUUGCAGGCUAUGAUUUGCAUCAUUCAGGAUUGCUGGAGCGGUUGGGCGUAUUGUUACAUCUGUUGGUGGAGAAUGAAUAUGAGGGCAACAUGAAUGUUGUGUUCGAUGUCAUGAAAGGAAAGGCCUGA
This is a messenger RNA of Aspergillus caelatus, 702 nucleotides long. Its product is annotated as NADPH-dependent F420 reductase. Bases 1 to 702 code for a protein of 233 amino acids. NCBI's taxonomy places the organism in Eukaryota, Fungi, Ascomycota, Eurotiomycetes, Eurotiales, Aspergillaceae. The transcript has a single exon. The record is from RefSeq and is a predicted model, not a curated record.